Messenger RNA from Hippocampus zosterae (dwarf seahorse), 4296 nucleotides. RefSeq names its product transcription initiation factor TFIID subunit 4-like. Gene Ontology annotation, biological process: DNA-templated transcription; transcription initiation at RNA polymerase II promoter. The coding region runs from base 637 to 3498 and encodes 953 amino acids. Gene Ontology annotation, molecular function: DNA binding; protein heterodimerization activity; RNA polymerase II general transcription initiation factor activity. NCBI's taxonomy places the organism in Eukaryota, Metazoa, Chordata, Actinopteri, Syngnathiformes, Syngnathidae. The transcript has 15 exons. The record is from RefSeq and is a predicted model, not a curated record. Gene Ontology annotation, cellular component: transcription factor TFIID complex.
AAUCAUCGUCAUGUUCAGUGCUCCUUGUUUUAAAAUGAUACUGUAUUACCACGAGCUCAUUUGACUGAUGGUCCUUUGUGUUUUAUCAAAAUAAGACAUUGAUAUUAAAAUGUAUUGUAUUUGCAAACAUUUGCUUUUACUUUGGAAAACUACUAAUGGUUGAUGAGUACAUCACCCCCUCAUGUGAUCUUGCCUCAUUGCUGCUGUUGUUUAAAAUCACUCAACAAUCCCAAAUAGUCCAAAACAAUUGUUUAAUAUACAGUGAUCAGGGACUUUCAAAUUCACUUUAAUUCAAAAUAUUUUUUUAUAUCAGAUUACCUGAUUAAUUGAUGGGAUAACAGUCAGGAUAAUCAAUUAAAAAAAUAUAGUGUCAGCUAUAUAAGAUUGUCAGAAAAAAUGAUCACUUUUCACGUUUACAAAAAAGGCGGAAUAGAGAAAAAUGUAAAAUAUCUCAAGAAAAGCAAAACACAGCAACUGUACAACCGCCUUUUGGUUUAUUUAGUUACGUAAUGCACCGAAGAAUGCCGAGUCCUUCGAGUGGAUCUAGUUUCUGUCUUUCUAUACUCAAAAGCAACGCGGGUGUUCGGCGCAUGCGCAAAUUCUAAAACGCGAUUUGCACAAGGGGCCAGCAUCAAGAUGGCGGGAGCCUCCGACCCGCUGGAGGACAUGCUCUUCAAUGAAGUAGACGAGAAGGCAGUCAGCGACUUAGUUGGCUCUCUCGAAUCGCAACUGGGGGAGGCCGAAGGCCCUGCCGCGUCCUAUUCCGCCGGCAAACGCGAGGGAGCCCAGGCCGUCGCCACUCACUUCUCAGGGAAAGUGCGCGAGCAAGAGCCGCAACAAGGACACCCAGGGGCGGCUUUAAAGCUCCAGCCUCCCGCCGCUCAGCUUCUCCCCUCAUACUCUUCUACCUCCAGCGGCGGGAGCGCGGCUCCAGUCGGUGGCGGCGCCGGCCCCGAGACGUUCGGUCCGGCUGCUUCGAGCUCGCCCGUCCGCGCGCCGGCAGUUCAAACUUUGAGUGCUCAGCCCGCCGCUGCCGUUAGCUUCCAGCGGGCUGCCGAAACCAGCGGCAGGACGGCGUCGCCCGGCUUGCAAAGUUUGAACGGUACCGCGGGAGCUGUCAAGUUGCUCGGCUCCGCCGCCUCGACAACGACGACGACAACCACAACAACAACGACGGGGGCGACGGCGGCGGCGGCGACAACGACGAUGGUGGUGACAUCAGCGACGGCGAAUAGCCCCCUUUCGGUCAUGGCCGCCCCGGUCAACUUCCUUCCCGGAACCCAGUCCGCGGCUCCCCCCGCCCCCCAGCACAGACUCCCCAGCGCGGCUCAGAACGGCGUGGAGUCCAAAGGGGGUUCUGUGGUACCCCCGGGGGCUCCCUCGCCGUCUCAGGUGGUGAACCACAGCAAGAUCCUGGUUCCGGGUCAGCCCACAUCUGGGAACUCGGUCAUCCUGACUAGCACCCCGCCGCCCCCCGCUACAGCCUGCUCGCCCGUCGCACAGCCCCUCGUUCCACCAGCGGUCAAGCCGGCCGUCAACGGGCUAGGCCAGGCCGCAGUAAGACCAGCUGGCGCCGUCCACCUCCAGAGAGCCGGGACGCCGACCGGGACCGUCCGUCCGGCCGCCCCUCACCCCCUGUUGGCCGUCCGGCCUCAGCAGCAGGCAACCAUCCAGCUGCCCCCCGGGUUCACCAUGCCGGCAGGUAUGGUUCUGGUCCGCAUCGAGACGGGUCAGUUGGUGAUGGUGCCGCAGCAGGUCCUGGCCCAAGCGCAAGCCAAGACGCAGCAGAGCCCCGGCCUGACCGCCGUCCCGCAGAGACCCGCUGGGCCCACCGCGCCCGCUGCCAUCCGGGUCAGCACCGCCGCUCCGACUCCCGUUUCACCUCAAAACAUCCGUCUGGCGACCCCCCCUCACACCAGGCUUCAGUCUCCCGCCUCCUCUUCAUCGCCAUCCUCAUCCUCCUCGGUGCAGGCCAUCACGGUGACCUCCGGUACCGCCGGUGUCUCGGUGAAGAUGGCCCCGCCCCCGAAGGCGCAGCCGUCAUCGGCGGCGGAGGUCACGACUGCCACACCCACAGCGGCGGCCGCCGCCGCCGUCGUCAAGCCGUUAGCGGCGGCGGCGCCCGGUACCGCUGCGGCACCCGGCGGCAGCAGAGUGACGCUGGUGUCACAGGAAAUGCAGGAAAACGUGAAGAAGUGUAAGAACUUCCUGGCCACGCUCAUCAAGCUAGCGUCGAACAACUCGCCUUCGCCGGACACUUCCAAGAACGUUAAAGGGCUCGUCCAGGACCUCCUCGAUGCAAAGAUUGAGCCCGAGGAGUUCACGAGUCGUCUGCAGGCGGAGCUGAAAUCAUCCCCGCAACCGUACCUCAUCCCCUUCCUCAAGAAAAGUCUUCCCGCCUUGCGUCAGUCACUUCUCAGCAGCCAGCAGUCGCUGACCACGCCCCCCACCUCCAGCUAUGCCCCGCCCAUGAACGCCGCCAUCCGACCGCGCUUGCCUGUCGGAACGCCCGGCGUCCGGAUGAACGCGCCGCUCGCCACCGCGACCGUGGCAAUGGGUCGCGGCACCAUGCAGACAGUUCGUGCGCCCCUAGUGGUAGGUGUGAGAACUCCAGGCGCUCUGAUGCGAGGACCCGCCGCCAUGGUCGCUAAGAGUGUGGUCACCUUGGCGGCGCCAGCCAAUCAGAAGAAAUUGGGAGACCCGGGGGGCGGUACUUUCAGAGACGACGACGACAUCAACGACGUGGCCUCCAUGGCCGGCGUCAACCUGAGCGAGGAGAACGCCCGCAUCCUGGCCACCAGCUCCGAACUGGUGGGCACCAAGAUCCGUUCGUGCAAGGACGAGGCCUUCCUGCCCGCCGGCCUGCUGCACCGACGCAUUUUGGACACAGCUCGCAGGCUCGGCGUGAGCGAGGUGCCCCUGGAGGUGGUCAACUUGGUGUCGCACGCCACGCAGUCCAGACUACGCUCGUUGCUGGAGAAAGUCACGGCUCUGGCUCAGCACCGAUCGGACGCAGUCAAGGACGAAGAGCAUCACGAGCAGACGAGCGACGUUCGCUCCCAGCUACGCUUUUUUGAGCAACUGGAGCGUCUGGAGAAGCAGAGGAAGGACGAGCAAGAGAGGGAGAUCCUGCUCAAGGCCGCCAAGAGUCGAGCCAGGCAAGAGGAUCCCGAGCAGGCCCGUCUCAAGCAGAAGGCCAAAGAGAUGCAGCAGCAGGAGUUGGCUCAGAUGCGCCAACGCGACGCCAACCUGACGGCGCUCGCCGCCAUCGGGCCCAGGAAAAAACGCAAAAUGGACUCGCCGGGCGGUGGCGGCGCCGCUGCCGAGGUGUCGUCCGGGUCGUCGGCGGCGGCGGCGUCCGCGUCGUCUUUGUCGUCGCCGCGGCAACCUUGGCGUCAGCGCAUCACCAGAGUCAACCUCAGGGACUUGAUUGUGUGUCUGGAACAGGACGGCAGCACCGCACGCUCGCUAAUGCUCUACAAGGCACUGCUCAAGUGAGGACGCACCCCCCCGGGACCGCUCCCUCACAUUCUAGGAGUCGAGGUGGACCCGCGCCCCCGGACGCCCGCAAAGUCCACCCCCACCUCCCCCCCCGCCCCCCUUCCCUCCCAAGAUCAUCCCGCUGACGUGUGCCUUCCCCCGUCGCCACAGCAACACUUCCCCGUAGUAUCACGUGACCACAUGCGGGGGCGGGUCAGAUGGCGGCCGUAAGCGUUAGCGGCUUAGCGUCGGAGCUAACAAGCGACGGCCCAUCUGUAAAAGGGGUCUUGGGCUAAAUGCUAGGUUUCAGAACACGAAAAUGGGGUUCUGCCCCCACACACACACCAGAAUCUAACCCAUCAGAGGCUGAUCGACAUCAUGACUUGACCAUCGAUGACACGCUAGCAGUGGCGGGAACUCUUCCCGUGGAACACUCAAGCUAGCCGAGCGCUUCGCUACCAUGCUAAAGUACGGCGGACGCGCGGCGAUUGUUCCAAGUCGAGCGGGUCGGCGAAGAAGCAGAAAGAGGCGCUGCCCCGGAGCCGCUUUGUUCUGGCCCUCCUGCGCGGGGGCCACAGCAGCACACUUUCUUUCCACUUUGAUCUUGUAGUGAGAAAUGCAGUUUUUCUUCACUUUUUAAGACUUUUUGCAGAUUUUUAAUGUUUUCUUUCUUUCGGUUCUUGUGACGAGCGCCUCGGUGGGUCGGUCGGUGCCAACCUUUACGAUUAUUUAUAUUUCCUACAUUCUCUACUCAACCGUGGACUUUUACACCUGUUUGUACCUUUACUCAAAUGAAAUAAAGACCUUUGGAAAGUG